UUUUUAACUCGGAUUCAAUCUUGAUCAUCAUCAUCAUCUUCUUCUUCUCGGUCUUGUUUUUCACACCUCGAGACUACUUGCACAAGAGUUAGCUGAAAAUUCUUGAUCCAUGGCGUCUCUCAGUUUUACUCAGAUCAGAGGCAAGAACCCAGUUGCUGAAUUUUCCAGGACUCGUCCAGAGUUGGGUUUGACUCGGCCUUACAGAGUUGGGUUUAGGGUGUUUGCCUCUGAGUCUGAGACCAAGGCCGAGCCUGAUCUUAGUGUUACUGUUAAUGGUUUGCACAUGCCCAAUCCCUUUGUUAUUGGCUCCGGUCCACCUGGUACAAACUAUACGGUCAUGAAGAGGGCGUUUGAUGAAGGGUGGGGUGCUGUGAUUGCCAAAACUGUGUCACUGGACGCAGCAAAAGUAAAAAAUGUCACUCCUCGAUAUGCUAGGCUACGAGCAGAUGCAAAUGGCUCACCCAAAGGGCAAAUUAUUGGGUGGGAGAACAUAGAACUGAUAAGUGAUCGACCUCUUGAAAUCAUGUUGAAAGAAUUCAAGCAAUUAAAACAAGAGUAUCCAGACAGGAUUCUGAUUGCUUCAAUUAUGGAGGAAUAUAACAAAGCUGGCUGGGAGGAACUUAUUGACCGUGUCGAGCAAACUGGAGUUGAUGCCUUUGAAAUCAAUUUCUCCUGUCCUCAUGGUAUGCCAGAACGCAAGAUGGGUGCUGCAGUUGGCCAAGACUGCGCACUUUUGGAAGAAGUCUGUGGAUGGAUUAAUGCCAAAGCUACAAUUCCUGUUUGGGCUAAGAUGACUCCUAACGUCACCGACAUCACACAGCCAGCUAGAGUGGCUCUGAGCUCAGGAUGUGAGGGGGUGGCCGCUAUUAAUACAAUCAUGAGUGUAAUGGGGAUCAAUCUAACUACCUUACGGCCUGAACCUUGUGUGGAGGGAUACUCAACUCCCGGAGGCUAUUCUUCUAAGGCAGUUCAUCCUAUUGCACUUGCAAAAGUGAUGAAUAUUGCAAAAAUGAUGAAAUCAGAGUUUGGUGAUAAGGAUUACUCACUUUCUGGUAUUGGGGGUGUUGAGUCCGGUGGUGAUGCUGCUGAAUUUAUUCUGCUUGGAGCAAAUACUGUUCAGGUCUGUACUGGGGUCAUGAUGCAUGGAUAUGGUAUGGUGAAAAAACUCUGUUCUGAGCUUCAGGAUUUUAUGAAACUACACAAUUUCUCAUCUAUAGAAGAUUUCAGGGGGGUUUCCCUUGAAUAUUUUACAACACAUACUGAUUUAGUACGAAGGCAACAAGAAGCAAUACAACAGAGGAAAGCUGUCCGGAAAGGUUUGCAAUCGGACAAGGAGUGGACAGGAGACGGCUUCGUCAAAGAGACUGAAAGCAUGGUUUCCAACUAAAUUACACAACCAUACAAGCAUUGGCCGGCAUAUGAUUGAAAUAUAUGGGAUGUUCAUCUUUUUUCUGGCGUAGAGUUUAGCCCAAAUUUCUUUUAAUUUGGAGAAAUGAACUGUAUGUAUUAACAUCUCAGUUGAUGUAAUAAGUUGUUAAGAUAUAUACUUUCCAAACCAUCCAAUCAAGCUAAUUAGUUUUUUUUUUU
This is a messenger RNA of Prunus mume (Japanese apricot), 1587 nucleotides long. It is a transcript of the gene PYD1, whose product is annotated as pyrimidine 1. NCBI's taxonomy places the organism in Eukaryota, Viridiplantae, Streptophyta, Magnoliopsida, Rosales, Rosaceae. The record is from RefSeq and is a predicted model, not a curated record. Gene Ontology annotation, biological process: uracil catabolic process; thymine catabolic process. Gene Ontology annotation, molecular function: NADP binding; uracil binding; dihydropyrimidine dehydrogenase (NADP+) activity. Gene Ontology annotation, cellular component: cytoplasm.